CCUUUAGCGCCCCCAUUGAUCGUCCAAGAGGGAAGGCUACCGAUAUCGUUAUCAGUCCUGGCAUCACAUCACUUGAUCAACCUCCCAUCUCGCCGAUCAUCUCGGUCAUCCGUCCGUAGGUGACUUCGACCUUUUUACAGUUAUUGCUUAAGCUUUGCAACGUUCAAGCUUUCUCUCGGACACAUUCAAUUUACCAAACUUGAGUUGAAGGGAGAGAGAGAGAAAGACCGACACGAUGGCUUCAAUCAUACCCGCGCGGGCCAUCAUCCCUUUCCUAGUGGGAAUGAUGUUACUUACUGGAGUGUGCAACACCCUCUUGACCAAGUACCAGGACAACCAAUGCGUUCGCAAUUGUGACGACCCCGACCCGCUCAAACGGAAGCACUUUGAGCAGCCCGUCAUUCAGACCCUCCAGAUGUUCGUCGGCGAGAUGGGCUGCUGGCUGGUUGUAGGCAUCAUGUCGCUCUGGAGCCGCUACGUCUCCAAAUCCACCACGUACGAGCGCAUCAAUAACCGGGCGGGCGAGGACGAGGACACCACCGUCCCCGACGACGCCAGCAUCCGCUCCCACACCCCUCUCACCGACUCAACCGCAUCUUCCAAGUACGACGGCCCCUCUAUCCUCCGCGGCUGGCGCGUCGUGCUGCUCUCGCUCCCCGCCAUCUGCGACAUCUGCGGUACUACCCUCAUGAACGCUGGCCUGCUGCUCGUGGCGGCCUCCAUCUACCAGAUGACGCGCGGCGCGCUGGUGCUCUUUGUCGGCAUCUUCAGCGUCGUUUUCUUGCGCCGCAAGCUGUACGCCUUCCAGUGGCUGUCGCUGGUGGGCGUCAUGGUGGGCGUGGCGCUCGUGGGACUGGCUGGUGCGAUUCAGCCGGAUCAGAAACAUCCUAGUGCUACGACGACUAUAACUGCGGAUGUGGGCGCCGAUGCCCUCAAGGUGAUCAUUGGUGUCUUGAUGAUUGCCGGCGCGCAGAUUUUUACUGCUACGCAGUUUGUGUUGGAGGAGUACAUCCUGGAGCGGUCGACGAUCGAGCCCAUUCGUGUUGUCGGGUGGGAGGGCCUCUUUGGCUUUACCGUUACACUUUUGGGCAUGGUCAUCUUGCACUUUGCCAUUGGACGGACCGAGGCCGGUCGGUAUGGACCGUUCGAUAUGGUGGAGGGAUGGAGGCAGUUUUGGGAGUAUAAACCUGUCUUCAUCUCAAGCGUUCUGAUCAUGAUUAGCAUUGGCGGCUUCAAUUUCUUUGGCCUCUCCGUAACCCGCUCUGUGAGCGCCACCUCCCGCUCCACCAUCGACACGUGCCGCACGCUUUUCAUCUGGAUGGUGUCGCUCGGUCUCGGCUGGGAGACAUUCAAGUGGCUGCAGGUCAUCGGCUUUGGUCUGCUCGUUUACUUUACUUUCCUCUUCAACGGCAUCGUCGAGCCUCCGUUUGAGUUCCUCCGCGUCAGCCAGGUGGAGGAGCUGUUGCCUGAGGAGCCUAUUGAGCAUAACUGAGCUAGAUUAUGGGGAAUAGGGUGUAACAUACAGACACGGUGUUCUGCGAACGGUAAACAAGGACAUGGUUUAUACCAUUUUUACCUACGGCUUCUUGGGUAUUUAGUUUGUUUUAUCAGCUUUGGGUAGGGUAGGAGAUCACUGUCGCUUGUCACGAUACCUGCUGCUAGUUGACUCAGGGUCGGUAUAGGAAAUGGAUGUGGUGAUGUUACCUUAAAGGGACGGAUGUAAGGCGUUCAAUGGAUUGGUUUCGGAUGGAUGACAAAGGGUCACGAUGGGAUAGGGGUUCACUUCUGCAGCGAUAGCAUAUAAACACAUAUACAGGUGAUGUAUCAUACAUUACUUUUCAGGCAGAAUAACAAGACAUGUUUACAGUCU
This is a messenger RNA of Neurospora tetrasperma FGSC 2508, 1870 nucleotides long. RefSeq lists its product as uncharacterized. The record is from RefSeq and is a predicted model, not a curated record. Gene Ontology annotation, cellular component: intracellular membrane-bounded organelle; Golgi membrane. The coding region runs from base 236 to 1492 and encodes 418 amino acids. Gene Ontology annotation, molecular function: pyrimidine nucleotide-sugar transmembrane transporter activity. NCBI's taxonomy places the organism in Eukaryota, Fungi, Ascomycota, Sordariomycetes, Sordariales, Sordariaceae. Gene Ontology annotation, biological process: pyrimidine nucleotide-sugar transmembrane transport. The transcript has 3 exons.